ACGGCGCGGGGCGCGGCGCGCGGGGGGCCGGGGCGCCCAGCGACGGGCUCGCAGCUGAGGGCGGCGGCGGCGGCGGCGGCGGCGGCAGCCAUGGCGGAGGCGGCGCCGGCACGGCACAGGAGGAAGCGCCGCGCCACCCCUCUGCCUUCUUCCUCGCCGUCCCCACCGGCCACAGAGAAGAGCCCCUAUUUCCAGACCUCCGAGAUCUCGCUCUGGACCGUGGUGGCCGCCGUGCAGGCCGUGGAGAGGAAGGUGGAGGCGCAGGCGGCCCGGCUGCAGAGGCUGGAGGGCCGCGCGGGCAGCGCCGAGAAGAAGCUGGCGGACUGCGAGAAGACGGCGGCCGCGCUGGGCCACCAGCUGGAGGGCAAGUGGGCGGUGCUGGGCACCCUGCUGCAGGAGUACGGGCUGCUGCAGCGGCGCCUGGAGAACAUGGAGAACCUGCUGCGGAACCGCAACUUCUGGGUGCUGCGCCUGCCGCCCGGCAGCAAGGGCGAGACCCCCAAGGCGUCCCGGUCCCUGGACGACGACGGGCUGUGCUUCUCCGAGCAGGAGUGGGAGAACCUGGAGGACUGGCAGAAGGAGCUGUACAGGAACGUCAUGAACAGCAGCUACGAGACGCUGGUGUCCCUGAAGGUGCUGGGCCAGUCGGACGGAGAGGCGGAGCUGGAGACAGAGAUGCUGGGCAGCCUGGAGGAGGACGGGCUUGCUGGUGACCACCCAGUGGAGGGUGUGAUGAUCAAGCAGGAGCUGCAGUACCUGCAGGAGGGCGCCGGCGAGCUGCCCGCGGAGCUGUCGGGCGUGGCGGAGGAGCAGCUGUUCCUGGGCCCCGAGCAGGCCGAGCUGUGGGACGGCGCGGCCGACGCUGCCCUCCUGGAGUCGGGCCCUGGGGACGCCGGCCUCGAGGAGCCUGGUGAGGGAAGCACGGACCCCGGCCUCGGCAGGACUCCGGGCUCCCCGGCGCAGAAGGCGGCCCGGCCCCCGCAGCCGGGCCAGGAGCCGAGAAGGGGCCCCUCCCGCGCCUACACCUGUGCCGAGUGCGACGCCAGCUUCCGCUCCAAGCAGCAGCUGGCCGCACACCUGCGGACCCACUCGGGCUGGGAGGCGGGCGAGGCCCCGCAGCCCCCCGAGAGCUUGCGGCCCCGGCCGCGGCUCAAGCCCCAGGCCAAGAAGGCGAGGCUGCAGUGCGCCGUGUGCCAGCGGGCCUUCAGCUGCAAGGUGAGCCUGGCCGCCCACCAGCGCUGCCAUGCCCAGGAGGGCGCGGGCGCGCCCCGCGUGCAGGAGCGCUUCUCCCCCAACAGCCUGGUGGCCCUGCCCGGCCACAUCCCCUGGCGCAAGAGCCGCAGCUCCCUCAUCUGCGGCUACUGCGGCAAGAGCUUCAGCCACCCGUCGGACCUGGUGCGGCACCAGCGCAUCCACACGGGCGAGCGGCCGUACCGCUGCCCCGAGUGCGAGAAGAGCUUCGUGCAGAAGCAGCACCUGCUGCAGCACCAGAAGAUCCACCAGCGGGAGCGCGGCCGGGCGCCCCCCGAGCCCGCUCGGGCCAACGGCCUGCUCUAAGGGCGCCAGCCCCUCGCCCUGGGGUGGGGGCGGAGGGGCUGGCGCUGGUCCCCCCCAGAGACUGCAGGGCCGCUGUCCCCUGCCCCGCCCGCCUCUUCACCCUGCCGGGGCGGAGUCGGGGAAGCGGCUCCCGCCCCCCCGGCGGCCGAUUCUGUUAGUGACUAGUAGGAGUAAUUUAAGUGGACUGCUGGCCCCGCUCCGAAGAGCCAUUUUUGGAAUUAGCUUCCAGUCGACCAGUGGAGUCCGCGCCCCGUGUCUUAAAUUCGCUGUCGCAGAUGUUCCUAGCACGGGACCAGGCCUGCCCUCUAGGAGGGCAUCGUUCUCGGGGCUCUUUCAGCCCGCUCACGCUGAGGCCCGAGCCUGGGGGGCUGGGCUGGCUCCCUCGGGUGGGGGCCCACAGGGGGCUAACAGGAUCAAAACGACGGAGAGGAAGGGGUGGGGUUGCCCCCCCCCCGCCCCGCCCCGCUCAGCACAGAGGAAACAGCUGCCGGUCCUGGGGGUCCGGGAGCAGCUCGGCGACACGGUGCUCGGGUUGUCCAGUGCUUAUGCGAGCCCUGCCCUCAUCUGGGGCUGCCUGUUCUCGAGACACUGGCCUCGGGUGCUGACCGCCUGGGGAGGUGGGAGUGGCUCCUGGGCCCUGGAUGUGUCCCCUCUGGUCAUUUGCAGUUGCCUAGAAUAAAACCCGCUACUUGCACACAA
This is a messenger RNA of Sorex araneus (European shrew), 2256 nucleotides long. It is a transcript of the gene ZNF212, whose product is annotated as zinc finger protein 212. The record is from RefSeq and is a predicted model, not a curated record. Gene Ontology annotation, biological process: negative regulation of transcription by RNA polymerase II. Gene Ontology annotation, molecular function: DNA-binding transcription repressor activity, RNA polymerase II-specific. Lineage: Eukaryota; Metazoa; Chordata; Mammalia; Eulipotyphla; Soricidae. The coding region runs from base 91 to 1557 and encodes 488 amino acids. The transcript is spliced from 5 exons.